GACACAAACUUUUGUUUCCUAUCGAUCUCUUUCUGUGUGUUUGUUUUUUUGCUGAAGCAGAAAGAGGUUUGCAAAUAAGGUUAAAGUAAACAAGGAAGCAGGGUGACUGACACAUGUUUCCAAUGAUUGUGAGCACAUGCUCUGUCAUUAGUUUUUCAGUCUGUCCUCUCACACUACAGAGGCAACAUGAGGCUGUGGGCUGUCCCGCUGCUCGCUCUGCUCGCUCAGACUUUCGCUGGAGAUGAGUCCUGUAUGGGUCGCUGUGAGAAUGGCUUUGACUCCCAGAGGAAGUGCCAGUGUGACUCGAUGUGCAAGUAUUACAGGAGCUGCUGCUCUGACUUCGAGGUCACCUGUGGCAUGAUGACUCGGGGAGACACGUUUGUGUUAGCUGAGGAUGAUGAUGGUGGUGAGCUGUUUGAAGGGACCACUCCAUCCUUCGGACGUUCAGCCCACGACCAGUCUAUCAAUCGUCAGCUUCCGCCCACACAACAGCCCAUCUCAGACUUUGAUCACAGGCCACAGCAACAUCCAGAAACCACACUAGAAAUGAACAAACCCCCUCGACUGAUGGAUACCAUACUUCAGAAUAUCCCUGUCACACAAAAAACAUCCAUUUCACAGACAGUCCAACCAACACAGAUGUUCCCCAGCACAACUGAACCCUCUCGGACUGAUACAGCCUCCACUGUUCCCAUCACAACAGCCACCACUGAAGCCCCCGACCCAGACGCUGUGGCCUGCAGUGGGAGGCCUUUUGACUCCUUCAUGCGGCUGAAGAAUGGCUCCAUAUAUGCCUUCAGAGGGGAGUACUUUUUUGAACUGGACCAGAAGUCAGUGCUUCCUGGUUAUCCAAAGCUCAUAAAGGACGUGUGGGGCAUCAGUGGGCCUAUUGAUGCUGCCUUCACCCGCAUCAACUGUCAAGGGAAGACUUAUAUCUUUAAGGGAAACAAGUACUGGAGGUUUGAUAACGGUGUGUUGGAUGAUGACUACCCUCGAGAUAUCAGCGUGGGCUUUGACAAAAUUCCUGAUCAUGUGGAUGCAGCUUUUGCUCUGCCUUCUCCUGGUCACAAUGGAAAAGAGAAGGUCUACUUUUUCAAAGGGGAUCAGUAUUACAUGUACGAGUUUUUGCACCAGCCGUCCCAUGAGGAAUGCAUCACCAUGUCUGAGAGGUCUCCAUCCACACUGUUCAGGCGCUACACUGACGUGUACAACAACAACUUUGAACGUGUUAUCAGCGAGCUCUUCUCUGACUUGCCUAAACAUCAUGACAAACACCACUUCAUUGAUAAGGACUGGAAGGGCCUCAAGUCUCCAGUGGAUGCUGUCAUGGCCGGCAGAAUGUACGUCCCUCCCCGGAGCGCCACGCAACGCCGCAACGACGACCAGCCUGACCAGCAGUGGGGUCAACAGCAGGGCCAGCAGUGGGGCCAGCAGUGGAACCAGCAGUAUGGACAGCAGUGGGGUCGUAGGAGGCAAAACCGUUCACCCUUCUGGGGAUCCAUGGCUGAGCGGGGGAUGAAUAUGGGCCAGGACUUUGCAGAGGCGGGGAUGGAAAUGGGUCUGAGGUUAGCAGAGAGGAGGAUGGAGAUGGAGGAGAGGCUCAGACGAGACUGGGACAGACGGUGGGAUCAAGACUGGGACCAGGACAGACGGAGAGAUGGUUACCGCCAGAACAACAGAGGCAACUAUGACUCCAGAGAUGACAGGUCAUACUGGGGGUCCAUCCAGAGGAGUCUGCCCAUACAGAGUGUCUACUUCUUUAAAGGAGCUACAUACUCCAGAGUGGACCUCAGGACCAAGAGAGUUGACCAUGCCACGCCUCCGUAUCCCAGGUCCAUCGCCAAGUACUGGCUCGGCUGUUCAGACACCACUGGGGCAGAAAAGUAGUUAUAGAGUUGUAUGACAUUUGUAUAACAGAUCAUUAAUUUUACCUGAAACAGGCAGUGUUGGCUGUUGAAUGUGUGACAAGCUUACUCAGUGUAACACAUAACUAACUGUUCUUCAACUUAAGCAAAUAUUGGAGAUCAAUGCAAGUCCACACACUGCUGCUCUUCACUUCAACAAGGCCGAAGUUCAACUGGUUGAUUUAGGUUAUCUCAUCUAUCUUCAACAUCAACUGCCCUACUUAAAUAAAUACAACUAUAAUGAAAAUAAGCUCAAAUGAGAAGCCAGAAGCUAUAUAUAUAUAUAUAUAUAUAUAUAUUUAAACUUUAAACCUUCUCAUUUCUGGGUUUUCUGUGUCAUAAAAAUCAAGCAGUUUGUUAAAUUUCAUCCAUUUAGAGACCGAAACAGACAGUUAUUAAGUCAAGUUUUCUUCAGGUGUCUACAAUUUUUUAUAAGCAUAUAUACAGUGAAUAACAAAAUAUUACACAGCGUUGAUACGACUUUUUAUCCAUCAAGGGGUCAUAAAAAAUGUGGGUUUAUAUGGUCAAACAGAUUUCCCCUCAAUGUGCAAUAACUGGGGUUUUACCCCACAGCAGCAUCAUGUAACUGCCACAGCAGAGGUCAGAGGGCAGUGAUAAGUGGGACUUUGACUGUAGGUCGUAGAUCUAGAAAACAUUCUUACAAUGUUUUCUAGAUCUGCUGACAAGUAUACGAGAGCAAAAUAUAACAAUGCACUAUAAUACACUGACAAAGCGACCGUGUUGAACUCUAAUGGUUUUUUGACAGAUGUUUAAACACCAUGUUGUGUCACUGAUUUAGUCACAUUUGAUUGCAACAGUCUGUUCUUGUAUUUUCAUUCAUGUAAAAAUAAAAACAUCAAGAACGUAGUUCACAAUGCUUUACAAACCACUAUGACAUUUUUGCAGAUGUUUACUCUCAUCUUCCAGAUACAAACCAGAUGUUCAUUAAAGACCAUUCUCCAGUCUUUGUGUCUGUUAACAGGCCCAGAUAUUACAGUACUUACAUGUAUAAAGGUAAUACAACAUGAAUCACUUGAGGAAAUAAAACCAAGUCUUGCU
Etheostoma spectabile (orangethroat darter) is the source of this 2963-nucleotide messenger RNA. It is a transcript of the gene vtna, whose product is annotated as vitronectin a. Gene Ontology annotation, molecular function: integrin binding; extracellular matrix binding; scavenger receptor activity. The transcript is spliced from 8 exons. The record is from RefSeq and is a predicted model, not a curated record. Gene Ontology annotation, biological process: cell adhesion mediated by integrin; cell-matrix adhesion; immune response. Bases 187 to 1887 code for a protein of 566 amino acids. NCBI's taxonomy places the organism in Eukaryota, Metazoa, Chordata, Actinopteri, Perciformes, Percidae.